Molecule: messenger RNA, 2088 nt
Organism: Closterium sp. NIES-67
Lineage: Eukaryota; Viridiplantae; Streptophyta; Zygnematophyceae; Desmidiales; Closteriaceae
Source: the annotation of a GenBank genome assembly
ACCGCACGACACAACGCGACUCAUAACUGACGUCACCCAUUCGCCGCCGCAAUUCCUCCAAUCUGCGAUCGCCGCCAUCGAUUCUGUCGCAGGAGGGAAACGACACCGCAGCCGCGUUUCUGUACCACGACUUGCCUCCCUCCCUGAUCCAUGGCGUUCGUGCUCCGCGUCGCCGCAUUCCACGGCGUGAGAUCCCACUCGCUCUUCACCAAUGCAGCCUUUUCUCUGUGCGAAAUCAAGAUAGCCGGUGCAGUCCGUUAUGGCAUAACUCGCUAUCCCGAUUCUAGGAGAAAUGGCAAUGCUGACGGCAGCAACAUUCCGACAAAACACGUCAGACGCGGCGUAGCGACUCGCAGCAGCCUCGCCUCGGGUUCCGCCGAGUGGAAUCUAUCAGAAGUCGAGGCGACGGGCGACAGUCCGUGGAGCGUCGCGGGUGACGAGGGAUCGCGAGAGUCGUUGUCGCAGUCGCCGCUGCUGCAGGCCGAAUCAAUUCUCUUCAUAGGCAAGGUCUGGCCGGAGCACGGCAGCACGGCGGCGGGGGUGCGCACGGCGCAGCUGCUGCGGGUGCUGGGGGGGACGAAUGGGGGAGGUGGGGGCAGCGGUGGCGAGAGGCCCGGGAACCAGCUGCACUUUAUGAGCCCUGCAAGGCGCAACGUCUAUUCUGAGGAGUUGGAAGCAGCAGGCAUUGCCACGUACCAGUGUGCACCCAACAGGGCCGCGGAGUUCCUCGCUGUGCUGGACGCCGUGCAGCCCACCAUUGCAGUCUUCGAUAGGUUCACGACAGAGGAGGCCUUUUCCUUCCGCCUGAGGGAGCGCUGCCCCGACUGCCUGCUCGUGCUCGACACGCAGGACCUGCACUUUCUAAGAGCAAACCGGCAGCGGGUGGUAUCUGAGGGCGGCUCCAUUGUGGACGCGCUACACCACGUACCCGAUACAAGCAGCAGGGAGCUGCUGCGCGAAUUGGCAGCCAUGCACCGAUGCGACCUCACUCUGCUGUGCUCAGAGGCGGAGCUCUCGCUGCUCACUCGCUGCUACGCCUUCCCGCCGCACAAGCUCGCACUCGCCUCGUUUUUCUACGACACAGACGCCACUUAUCCCUCCUCCACCGCCUCCUCCCCCCGCCACCACUUCACCACGGUGGGCACGUUCCGCCAUGCGCCCAACGUGGACGCCGUCUCGUGGCUCGCCACUCACAUCUGGCCCGCCAUCCGCGCGCAGCUGCCAAUGGCUGAGUGCCACGUGUACGGCUCCUACACCACAGCAGCAAUCUCCUCCCUUAAUGACCCCUCCUCUGGCUUCCUCAUUCGCGGCCAUGCCCCCUCCCUCCACGUCCUCGCCUCCUACCGAGUGCUGCUGGCGCCGCUGCGCUUCGGGGCGGGAAUCAAGGGCAAGAUCCUCGACAGCUGGUUGUACGGCACGCCGGUGGUUACCACGCCCAUUGGCGGAGAGGGCAUGGGCGGCAGGGGAGGAGGGGAGGGGGGGAAGGCGGAAGGGGAGGAGGUAAACGGGGAGGCAGGGGGAGUGGGAGGGUGGAGCGGAGGGCAGCAGUGGGGGGGGCUGUGCGGGGCGGAGGAUGCAGAGUCAUUCGUAGCAGAUGCGGUGCGGCUCUACUGCGACCAACAGCUGUGGGCCACGUGUCAAUCAGCGGGCCGCGCCAUCCUCCACCAGCAGUUUGGCAUGCCGCGCAAUGGACCAGCGCUCCUCGCCUCGCUGGCUGCUGCCAAGUCAAACAUGGGUGAUCAUAGAUUGCGUGACUACACAGCGGCCAUCUUGUGGCAUGACAGCAACAGGGCCACUGAGUAUUUCUCCCGGUGGAUUGAGCUCAAAGAGAGGGGCGGACGGCCGCCACUGUGAAUCAAUAGGCUGCUGGGGAGACUCUGGGUUUGAAGAAGCACAUGUGAGUGAAUGUGAAACCAGUUAGUGCUGCUAACUACUUGCACAUUUGCCCACGAAAUAUGGAUUUAUUCAGUUUCACCCAACGUUCAGACAUGUGGAGGGUCCGUUGCAAAUGCAUUGGGAGCGUGAUAUUUUCAGGCGUCCUUUUAUGUCAUGGCUACAAAUACAAGUCAAUCAAUUUACUAUGCAAGC